UGCGGAAAAUAUUCCAGCGACGCUCUCCAAAAGAGCAGAAAGAAGGAAGAACUACCGAAGUUCGUUUUUCUAUUUUUUUUCUCUCGCAAUCAAGGAAAGAAAAAUGCAUCAAAAUCUACGAAUUUUUCUCUGCAAAUCGUUCUCCAAUUACCAUCUUCGAAGUACUUCAAUACCCAUUUCUUCAUUUCUCCUCCAAAUUCCGAAAUCAUCCUCAAAUCAAUCAAUUUCGGACCCUCCCCCACUCACAAAACUCAACACUUCCUGCCCACCCAUUUCAAAAUUCCACCAUUUCGUUCACCCAAACCGCUUGAAUCUCUCGACCCAAUUCAGGAAACACGAAGAAUCUCGGGAAUUCAGCAGCGAAUCGGAUGCGGGGGUUUUCGAUCAGGGUAAAGAGAUCGAUGAAAUCAACCUAAAGUUCGCGGAAGCCCGGGAGGAGAUCGAGAUGGCGUUGGAAUCGAAAGAGACUGUUUAUUUCGACGAAGAGGCCGAAGCUGCUCGCGCGGCAGUGAAGGCCGUUUUGGAAAUGUUUGAGAGCUUGUCAGCGAAGUUGCCAGAAGGAGAGAGGGCGUCAUUGCAGCGGUCGAUGGGGCUGAAGAUCGAGCAGUUGAAGGCUGAGCUCGAACAGUUGAAUGACUGAUAUGAGGCCGGAGUGUUCUCUAGAAGCAACACACUGCGACUCCAUGGUAGGAGGUGGCCCAUUGGAUGAGCGCUGGUAAAGAAGCAAGUCCAAAAGAGGAAAUUUUGUCUCGCUGCUUGGAAUUUUUAGAAACUUUGUCAGAUAAGAUUAUGGAUUUGAUGAUGGAUAUAUCAGAAGUUACGGUAAUAGAGUAAUGCAUGUAAGAGAUAGUGGAAAGGAGCAAAAGCCAAAGAGAAAUGUAAUAAUCUAUGCUCUUGUCAUUACAAUUUAAGUGCUUCAAGAUCAAGCACAAGCAUUUGAUCCUGCUAA
Messenger RNA from Magnolia sinica, 949 nucleotides. RefSeq names its product embryogenesis-like protein. The coding region runs from base 104 to 640 and encodes 178 amino acids. The record is from RefSeq and is a predicted model, not a curated record. NCBI's taxonomy places the organism in Eukaryota, Viridiplantae, Streptophyta, Magnoliopsida, Magnoliales, Magnoliaceae. The transcript has 2 exons.